This is a messenger RNA of Parus major (Great Tit), 1404 nucleotides long. Its product is annotated as pancreatic lipase-related protein 2-like. The transcript is spliced from 12 exons. Gene Ontology annotation, molecular function: triacylglycerol lipase activity; protein binding. Lineage: Eukaryota; Metazoa; Chordata; Aves; Passeriformes; Paridae. Gene Ontology annotation, biological process: lipid metabolic process. The coding region runs from base 1 to 1404 and encodes 467 amino acids. The record is from RefSeq and is a predicted model, not a curated record.
AUGCUUGCAGUAUGGAUCACUACUAUUUUUCUUCUCAAUGCAGCCAGAGGAAGGGAAGUUUGCUACAAAAGGCUUGGAUGCUUUUCAGACAGCCCCCCAUGGGCUGGGAUCCCAGGGAGACAACUGGCAGGCUUGCCCAGCUCUCCAGAUGCUGUGAACACAAAUUUCCUUCUUUACACCAGGGAUAACAGGAUGAAAUAUCAAAAAAUUUCAGCCACAAAUCCUUCAACCAUAAAAGCUUCGAAUUUCCGAGCACACAGGAAAACUCGUUUCAUUAUACACGGCCACCUUGCCGGAGCAGAUCUCCCCUGGAUAACAAGCAUAUGCAGGUCCAUGUUUCACUCUGAAGAUGUGAACUGCAUUUUGACAGACUGGAGGGGUGGCUCCAGUGGUCUGUACACGGACGCUGUCAACAACGUCCGCAUUGUGGGGGCCGAGCUGGAGUACCUGGUGAACUUCCUCGAGGCAGAGUAUGGCUACUCUCCUGCCAACAUCCAUUUCAUUGGCCAUAGCCUUGGAGCACAUGUAGCAGGGGAGGCAGGGAGGAGGAAACCUGGCAUUGGAAGAAUAACAGGUUUGGAUCCAGCUGGGCCCCUUUUCCAGUACACUCCCACAAUGGUUAGGCUGGAUCCUUCAGAUGCAAAAUUUGUUGAUAUAAUUCAUACUCAUGCUGGUCACCUUUUCUUUGACUUUGCUCCAGGGAUUCUUCAGACUUGUGGCCACCUGGAUUUUUACCCAAAUGGUGGGAAGAAGAUGCCAGGAUGCAACCAGCUUCGUGUACCUCCUGCAACUCGGGAUAUCAAUGACCUGAUGAGAGCAUACAGGUCUUUUGGAUGUGGACAUAAAAGAAGUCUCAGGUAUUAUGCUGAGAGCAUCAUGACUCCAAAUGGAUUUGUGGGGUAUGAGUGUGACACAUACCGAGAGUUUGUGCUGGGAGACUGCUUUCCAUGUCCAGAGGAAGGAUGCCCACUGAUGGGUCAUUAUGCUGAUACAUUUUUACAUAAAACUGCAAAAGAAGAGCAAAAGGUUUAUUUAAACACAGGGCCCUCCCCUCCAUAUGCUCGCUGGCGAAAAGAGAUACAUGUCAAAGUAUGUGCAACAGAAACCAUGAAGGGAAAUAUAGAUGUAGCCUUGACUGGAACUAAUGGGUUCAGAAAAAAAUAUACCAUUGACAAGGGAACUUUCAAACCAGGGAACACAUACCUGAACUACAUUGAUACAGAAAUUCCUGGGAACAUAUCAAAAGUUGAGUUUCUCUGGAAAAAGCAUCUAGGUCAUGUAGACAGAGGCUGCAUGGGAGCUGAAGAAGUCAGAAUAAUAUCUGGGGAAAACGGAAAUAUGUCUGUGUUCUGUGGGUGUGGGACUGUGCAGCCCAGCAUGUGGCAAGCCCUGGCUCUUUGCUGA